Messenger RNA from Mycotypha africana, 1131 nucleotides. RefSeq lists its product as uncharacterized. The transcript is spliced from 3 exons. NCBI's taxonomy places the organism in Eukaryota, Fungi, Mucoromycota, Mucoromycetes, Mucorales, Mycotyphaceae. Gene Ontology annotation, molecular function: Hsp90 protein binding. The coding region runs from base 1 to 1131 and encodes 376 amino acids. The record is from RefSeq and is a predicted model, not a curated record.
AUGGCAGAAGAAGACGUAAAACGAUCGGUGGAGGCUGAACAGGCACAAGAACAACAAAAUAUUGCUGAGCAACAGCCAACUGACAAUGAGACGGUAGGACCUAAGCCUUUUAGAAGUCAGUUUACUAUGGAUUUUGACAACUUGGAUGAAGAGCUGUCAAAAGUACCUCUGUUCAUGACUGAUCUACCAGAUGAAGAAAAUGACAGUUUAGCAGCUUUGCAAUCACUUGUGUUUGACGGUACACCCGAAGAGGUCGCUCAAAACUUUAGAGAACAAGGAAAUGAUUGUUUUCGUGCUGGGAAAGCCAAAUAUAAAGACGCCAUUAUCUUUUAUACAAAAGCAAUUGAAACUGAGUGCAAGGAUCAAAGUAUCAUUGAAGCUUGUUUAGCCAACAGAGCAGCUUGCAACCUAGAGUUACAAAAUUAUGGACGUGUAUUGAAUGACUGCUCCAAGUGCCUAAAAAUCAACCCUAAAAACGUGAAGGCACUUUAUCGAUCGUCCAAAGCACUUUUCGCCUUGGAUAAGUUAGUGGAAUGUAUUGACUGUUGCGACCACGCCUUAGCGAUAGAUCCAGAUAACAAACCUGUCAAAGAUGUGAAGGAAAGAGCUGUUACGCGAAAGGCAAUUUUAGAUAAAAAAGCUAAGGAAAAGGAAGAAAGAGAAAGACGCGAGAGGGAGAAGAAGGAAAAAUUGGAGAAUGCUUUCAAGGAACGCAAUAUAAAAAUCGAAGUCGUAGAUAAAGAAGUUAGAGAAAAGGCCAAUAUUGAAUUGGAUGAAGAGACUCAGACUAUCAAUUGGCCAGUUUUCUUUUUGUAUCCCGAAUAUAAAGAAAGCGAUUAUAUUCAGUCUUUCAAUGAAACACAUACUUUCAAUGACCAUCUGGAAAUUAUGUUUGAACAGCCUGCACCUUGGGACGCUAAACACGAAUACAAUCCGAAGAAUCUUGAAGUUUACUUUGAGGAUACACGUGGAUUGCAACCAAAAUUACUUAAGGUGGGCAAAAAGCUAUCAUUAGGUAAAAUCCUAUCAUUGGAUCAGUAUGUGAUCAAGAAUGGAGUACCAUCAUUUAUUAUACUUUCAAAAGAUUCAGCCUUCAAACAAGAAUUUUUGAACAAAUUUAAGAAGCAAUAG